This is a messenger RNA of Pieris macdunnoughi, 3036 nucleotides long. NCBI's taxonomy places the organism in Eukaryota, Metazoa, Arthropoda, Insecta, Lepidoptera, Pieridae. The record is from the annotation of a GenBank genome assembly.
AUGCCGGAGGCGGCAUUGGGUCGCGCCCCGGGCACUCCGGCCACUCCGCCAUCUUCCGGAGGCAGCGCUCUUCCUGCCACCGGAGUAGACAGAGUGCUGCGCCGCUAUGAGAAAAUCAUCAAGAGUCCAGAGGACAAGAGAGUAUACCGGGGACUGCAGCUGGGAAACGGCAUGAAGGUGUUGUUGGUGAGCGACCCCGACACCGAGAAGGCGGCCGCCGCACUCGACGUCAACGUCGGGUACCUCAGCGAUCCCGAGGAGCUGCCCGGGCUGGCGCACUUCUGCGAACACAUGCUUUUUCUGGGCACCGAGAAAUAUCCCCAGGAGAACGAGUACAGCAAAUUCCUGUCGGAGCACGGCGGCUCCUCCAACGCGAGCACGUCCGCCGACCACACCACGUUCUACUUCGACGUGCUGCCGUCGCACCUCGGCGCCUCCCUCGACAUCUUCGCGCAGUUCUUCAUCGCGCCGCUGUUCACGGAGAGCGCGACGGGCCGCGAGCUGAGCGCCGUCGACUCGGAGCACGAGAAGAACCGCGCGUCGGACGGCUGGCGCCUCGAGCAGCUCAACAAGAGCACGGCGGACCCCGGACAUCCGUACCACAAGUUCGGCACCGGUAACCGGGAGACGCUGGAGACGAUCCCGCGGCGGAAGGGCGUCGACGUGCGGGCCGAGCUGCUCGCCUUCCACGCGCGGUGGUACUCCGCCGACAUCAUGGCGCUCGUCGUCGUUGGGAGAGAGUCGACGGACGAGCUGGAGGCGUUGGUGUCGGAGUUGUUCGGCGCGGUGAAGGCGAACGGCGCGUCCCCUCCCCGCUGGGACGAGUCCCCCUUCCCCCGAGACUGCCUGCGCAAGCGCGCCUACUGCGAGCCCGUCAAGGACCUGCGUUCGCUGUCCGUCGACUUCCCCCUUCCCGACUUCCGUCGGCACUACAAAAGCGGGCCGAGUCAGUACCUGUCGCACCUGCUGGGCCACGAGGGGCCGGGCAGCCUCCUCGCCGCGCUGAAGGCUCGCGGAUGGUGCAACAGCUUGGUGGGCGGCAGCCGCCUGGGCGCCCGCGGCUUCGGCUUCUUCAGCGUGCAAGUGGACCUGACCGAGGAGGGCGUCGAGCACUCGGACGACGUCGUGGCGCUGCUCUUCGAGUACCUGGCGAUGCUUCGCGAGGUCGGCGAGCAGCGGUGGGUGUGGGAGGAGCAGCGCGAGCUGUCGGCCUUGGAGUUCCGCUUUCGCGACGCGCUCGAGCCGAGGACGCUGGCCCACGCGCACGCGCAUCAGUUGCAGGAGUACCCGACGGAGGAGGUGCUCAGCGCGCAGUACCUGCUGUCGGAGUGGCGGCCGGACCUCAUCCGGGAGACGCUCGAGCUGCUCACGCCGGACCGCGUCAGAUUGGCCGUCGUCGCCAAACGUUUCGCCGACCGCUGCGUUCUGACGGAGCCCUGGUACGGCACCAAGUAUCUACAGGAGGACAUCGACGACGAGACCCUUCAGAAAUGGCGGACGGCGCGAGGCGGCGCCGAGCUGCAUCUGCCGCCGCCCAACGAGUUCAUCCCCCGCAGACUGACGAUGAUCGAAGACGACGACCCCACGGCCGGCCAGGCGGCGCCGCUCAUCGUCAAGGACACGCCGCUGAUGCGCGUGUGGUACAAGCGGGACGACGAGUUCCGACUGCCGAAAGCGUUCAUCACCCUGGAGUUCGCCAGUCCGCUGCUGUACUCGUCGCCGACGGCGGCCGGCCUCGCGGCGCUGUGGGCGGCGCUGCUGCGGGACGCGCUGCAGCAGGAGCUGUACGCCGCCGAGCUGGCCUCGCUGCGCUGGGGCGUGGCCAACGCCAAGCGCUCGAUCAACGUGACGGCGGCGGGCUUCGACGACAGGCUGCCGGCGCUGACGCGGCGGGUGGCGGAGGCGCUGCUGUCGUUCCGCGUCGACCCGCGCCGCUUCGAGAUCCUCAAGGAGGCGCACCUGCGAGCCCUCGCCAACUUCGACGCGGAGCAACCCUACCAGCACGCCGUGUACGCGCAGGCGCUGUGUCUGUCCGCCGAGGUGUGGACGCGCCGAGACCUGCUGGAGGCCGCGCGGCGCCUUACGCCGGAGAUGCUGGACGACUUCGUGUCGCGCGUGCGCCGCGGCCUCCACCUGGAGGCGCUCGUGAUGGGCAACGUGAGCCGGAGCGCCGCCCUGGAGCUCGCCGCGCACCUCGAGGCCACGUUCCCGGAGGACGCCGUGCCUCUGCUGGCGGCGCAGCUGACGCCGUCGCGCGAGGUGGAGCUCGACGCCGGCUCGUGGCACCUGUGCUCGCGGCCGCACUCCGUGCACCGCUCGUCGUGCGCCGCCGUGUACCUGUCGUGCGGCGGCCGCUCGUCGCGCGCCAACGUGACCCUCGAGCUGCUGGCGCACGUGGUGGGCGAGCCCUGCUUCCACGCGCUGCGCACGCGGGAGCAGCUCGGCUACAUCGUGUUCAGCGGCGUCCGGCGCUCGGCGGGCGCGCAGGGGCUGCGCGUGAUCGUGCAGGGCGACCGCCACCCGGCCCACCUCGACUCCCGCAUCGUCGCCUUCCUGGACUCCGCGCGGGACUACCUCGAGAAGAUGAGCGAGGAGGAGUUCCUGAAGCACCGCUCGUCGCUGGCGGCGGAGCGCCUGGAGCGGCCGAAGCGGCUGUCGGAGAAGGCCGGCCGGGUCUGGGGAGAGAUCACGUCGCAGAUGUACAACUUCGAGCGAGCGCGCGUGGAGGUGGACGAGCUGAACGCGGUGACCAAGCGGGAGCUGCUCGACUUCUACUCGAGACACGUCCACUCCUCGUCGCCGGAGGCGCGGAAGCUGUCCGUCCACGUGGUGUCCGUGGCGGAAGGCGGGGCCGGAAACGCGGACGGCGAAAGCGCGGACGCGGAAGGCGAAGACGCGACUCGAGCGCCCGAGGACGCGCGUAGGCGGCCCGCCCUCAUCACGGACCUGCUGGAGUUCAAGAGCCGCCGAGGCCUGGGGCCUCUGCCCGCGCCCUACGCGCCGGUGCCUCGCAAGGGCGCGCACAGCAAGCUCUAG